AUGCUCUCCUCAACCUUUUCGGUGGCAGCCGCCGCCGCUGCCGCUCUCCUCCCCAGCACCAUCAGCGCCACGCCCCUGGGCCUUCCCAUCCUCCCGCGCGCCGAGCUCGAGCAGCCCAGCAUCAACGCCUCGCUGCCCAACAUCACCAUCUUCGCGACGGGCGGCACCAUCGCGUCGCAGGGCAGCUCGUCGGCGCAGACGGUGGGCUACCAGGUGGGGCUGGGCGUGCAGCAGCUGGUCGACGCCGUGCCCGAGGUGCUCAACAUCUCGAACAUCUACGGCCAGCAGAUCGCCAACGUCGGCUCGCAGAACAUCAACGCGACCGUGCUGCUGCAGCUGGCGCGCAACAUUACUGCUGAGCUCGAGAAAGAUGAUGUGCAGGGUGUGGUUGUGACGCACGGUACCGAUACGAUGGAGGAGACGGCCUUCUUCCUCGACCUCGUCGUCAACAGCACUAAGCCCGUUGUCGUCGUCGGCGCCAUGCGCCCCGCUACGGCCCUGAGCGCGGAUGGCCCGCUGAACCUGUAUCAGGCUGUUAGCCUGGCUGCGAGCGAGAAGGCGCAGGGUAGGGGUGUGAUGAUUGCGUUGAACGACCGCAUCGGCUCCGCCUUCUACACGCAAAAGAACAACGCCAACUCGCUCGACACCUUCUACGCCACCGAGCAAGGCCAGCUCGGCUUCUUCAUCAACCAAGUCCCCUACUUCUACUACACGGCCGCCUCCAUCCCCAACAAGCCGUUCUUCCCGCCCUCGCCCACCGCCACCACCCUCCCCACCGUCGCCGUCCUCUACACGCACCAGGACGACGUCGCCGCGAUCGUGCCCGCCGCCGUCGCCGCCGGCGCCGAGGGCCUCGUCUUCGCUGGCUCCGGCGCCGGGUCUAUUGAUGAUGCCGUCAAGGAGGCUGCCAGCGCCGCGUUCAACGCGUCGGGUGUGGCCAUGGUCGCGAGCAGGCGCACGCCCGACGGCUUCGUGCCCAAGGAGGAUGUCGAGGACUGGAUGGUUGCGGCUGGGUUUUUGAACCCGCAGAAGAGCAGGAUUUUGUUGCAGUUGGCGCUGGAUGCGGGGUACAGCGUUGAUGAGAUUAGGGAGACGUUUGAUGGGCUGCACCCGUAA
This is a messenger RNA of Lasiodiplodia theobromae, 1116 nucleotides long. Its product is annotated as Asp3p: l-asparaginase ii. NCBI's taxonomy places the organism in Eukaryota, Fungi, Ascomycota, Dothideomycetes, Botryosphaeriales, Botryosphaeriaceae. The transcript is spliced from 2 exons. The record is from RefSeq and is a predicted model, not a curated record. Gene Ontology annotation, molecular function: asparaginase activity. Bases 1 to 1116 code for a protein of 371 amino acids.